AUGGAGGUGGGGGCAGCAGGGGACAACCAUGGGGUCUGGGGGGACACCCCAGCAGGGACCUACAUCAUCCCGCACGAGCUCCAACCCCAGCCAUCUCCCCAUGGGGCUGUGCCGGUGUCCCAGCAGCCAGCGAUGAUCCUCCAGCAGCUUCCCAGGACCGUGGCUGCCCUGGUCCCCCCCGCCGGACCCCCACACGUCCGGGGAGAUUUAAUCGAGUUGAUGAUGAUUCAAAACUCCCAAAUGCAUCAGGUGGUGAUGAACAGCCUGGCUCUGUCAGCACUGAUGUCCUUCGGGUUCGGGCCAUCCCCAGCUGCUGGCCAGGCAACAGCGGUGCCUUUGCAGACUGAAGAGGAAGAGGAGGCUGUGGUGUUUCACCAUCACUAUGUCCCCUACCCUGGUCCUGCUCCUGUCCUGGUGUGGCCAGCCCUGGCACAGGAUCGGGGACAAACAGCUGUGCGGUACCUGGGCACGGGCUCAUUAGCUGAGGAUGAGGAGGUUGCAGUGCCCCCCCCUCCACCCCCCAGUGCUACAGGGACCGUGGGAGCUGAUGUCCCACCAGCAUCAGAGUACUACGACGUAGUGAAGGAGAGGCUGUGA
Antrostomus carolinensis (chuck-will's-widow) is the source of this 597-nucleotide messenger RNA. RefSeq names its product proline-rich protein 29. Lineage: Eukaryota; Metazoa; Chordata; Aves; Caprimulgiformes; Caprimulgidae. The record is from RefSeq and is a predicted model, not a curated record. The transcript is spliced from 6 exons. The coding region runs from base 1 to 597 and encodes 198 amino acids.